Molecule: messenger RNA, 366 nt
Organism: Plectropomus leopardus (leopard coralgrouper)
Lineage: Eukaryota; Metazoa; Chordata; Actinopteri; Perciformes; Serranidae
Source: RefSeq, a predicted model, not a curated record
AUCUCUCCCUUCAUCCUCAACACCGUGAUGACCAUCACAGCCGCCAUGACAGUGCGACAAUGUGAGGAGCAGCGUGAGGAGGCGCAGAUGGAGCUUAGUGACCUUUGGUCUGUCAUGAACAUCUACGGCUGUAACUACUGGUUCCUGGGCGUGGACCAGGCCACUGAGGUUACCGAGAGCUUCAGAGACCAGGACGGACGCAGCGAGGGCGAGAGCUUCACUGCCGAGGUCAAGGUGGUCCAGGUGACUCUGGAGUCCGGUCUGGGUCAUCGGACUGUCCCUCUGCUGCUGGCCGAGUCCUCCUUCAGCGGAGCUGCCAAAAACUGGUCGUCUCUGCUGCAGCUGAAAGCCGACAUGACGCUGGAG